GUUGCAACCCUAGUUUUUUUUUUAAUACAUAUAUGUUUUAAAAACAUAUGCGGAAUCGCUAAGAUAAAGCGGAUUUAACCGAUUGCAAAGGAUCAAGGAUAAAUCGACGUAACGCACGACGUUGACGGCGACAGCGACGCUCACUGCGACGCUGACUGCGACAGAGCGACAGUGGCGACAAUGGUGUGCUGUGCGUGUGUGUGUGUUUUGUAUCGUGUUGUCUGAUUGUGUGCCGUUGUUGUUGUUGUUGUUGUUUUUGCGUGUGGCCAAACGGACGGACAGUGGGACAAAACGGCGUACAGUGGAGCACACUCGCGAUAUCCUCGCCACGAAACACAAUAGCAAGUUAAAAAAAAAAAAAGAAGAGCAUAACAAAAACAAAGAGGUACGGGGUGUUCAUGUCGCCAAAAGUGGGCCUUUGAUGCCCUCGCAGGACUCCCGAGGACGACGACGACGACGACGACUGGUGGACUCGAAGGACCAGGACCAUGCUGCCCAUCAGCGAGUUGCAGCAGCAGCGGCAGUUGGAGCAACUGCAUCACCAGCAGAUACCAGAGAUUCCAAUUCCAGAUCUGGAGCAAGUAGAGCCCCAGGUGGGCGAUGGCAGCCUGUGGACCGCACUGUACGACUACGAGGCCCAGGGCGAGGAUGAGCUGACCCUGCGGCGAGGCGAAAUCGUGGUCGUCCUGUCAACGGACAGCGAAGUGUCCGGCGAUGUGGGCUGGUGGACGGGAAAGAUCGGGGAUAAGGUUGGCGUCUUCCCCAAGGACUUCGUCACCGACGAGGAUCCACUGCAACUGAAUGUCUCCUCCGCCAUUGGCGACAUCCAGCCGCAUGAGAUCGAGUACAAUGAGAUGGAAAUCAAGGAGGUCAUCGGUUCCGGUGGCUUCUGCAAGGUCCAUCGCGGCUACUACGAUGGCGAGGAGGUGGCCAUCAAGAUUGCCCAUCAGACGGGCGAGGAUGAUAUGCAAAGGAUGCGGGACAAUGUCCUGCAGGAGGCCAAACUCUUCUGGGCCCUCAAGCACGAGAAUAUAGCCGCCCUGCGAGGCGUUUGCCUGAACACCAAGCUGUGUUUGGUUAUGGAGUACGCCAGGGGCGGCAGCCUUAAUCGCAUCCUGGCUGGCAAGAUACCACCCGAUGUCCUGGUCAAUUGGGCCAUUCAAAUAGCCAGGGGCAUGAACUAUCUGCACAACGAGGCGCCCAUGUCGAUCAUACACCGCGACCUCAAGUCCUCCAAUGUCCUGAUCUACGAGGCCAUCGAGGGUAAUCAUCUGCAGCAAAAGACGCUCAAGAUCACGGACUUCGGCUUGGCUAGGGAGAUGUACAACACGCAGAGGAUGAGCGCGGCGGGCACGUACGCCUGGAUGCCCCCAGAGGUCAUCAGCGUUAGCACCUACUCCAAAUCCUCUGAUGUUUGGAGCUAUGGUGUAUUGCUGUGGGAAUUGAUUACGGGCGAGACGCCCUACAAGGGCUUCGAUCCUUUGUCCGUGGCCUAUGGCGUGGCUGUCAACACGCUGACCUUGCCCAUACCAAAAACCUGCCCAGAGACCUGGGGAGCCCUGAUGAAAAGCUGCUGGCAAACGGAUCCACACAAGCGACCUGGUUUCAAGGAGAUACUCAAGCAACUGGAGAGCAUCGCGUGCUCCAAAUUCACCCUGACGCCUCAGGAAUCCUUUCACUAUAUGCAGGAGUGCUGGAAGAAGGAGAUCGCCGAAGUGCUCCACGACUUGCGCGAAAAAGAAAAGGAAUUGCGCAACAAGGAGGAGCAGCUGCUCAGGGUGCAGAACGAACAGCGCGAGAAGGCGACCCUCUUAAAGAUCCAGGAACAGAUUCUGCGCGAACGCGAAAUGGUGCUUAUAGAAAGGGAACUGGUCAUGAUGCAGCCGGUGCCCUCAAAACGCAAGCCCAAAAAGGGCAAGAAGAACAAACCCCUGCAGAUAUCGCUGCCCACUGGAUUCAGGCACACCAUCACGGCCGUACGCGACAAGGCGGAACAGCCGGGAUCACCUUCCUUCUCCGGAUUGCGCAUCGUAGCACUUACCGAUGGGCACAAGGGCAAGACGUGGGGCCCCUCGACGACGCACCAGCGGGAGCGAUCCCUGCUGCCCUCGCAACUGGGUGGUGGUCAGCCGGAAUGGCCCGCCCAGACCUCGACCCACUCCUCGUUCAGCAAGAGUGCCCCGAAUCUGGACAAGAAGCAACAGCAGCAGCAGAACCAGCAACAGGUGGCCUCGCUGACGCCGCCGCCGGGUUUGGGAAAUUUGGGUGGAAGUGGAGGAGGAGGUGGAGGCGGAGGCGUUGGUGGGACAUCGGCCGCGCCUCUGUUGUACACAGGUAUACCCUAUUUACUAACGCGCCCCAACAACAACAUUGGCAAUUGUAAAGCCAUCACCACCACCACCAUCACAACCACCACCAACAACAACAACAACAGCAUCUCCGCCAACAACAACAACCAGCUAAAUAAUAAUAGUACUACUAGUAAUAGCAAUAACAAUAACAACAAUAACCCGACCUCCCAAACGAACACCAUAGUCGUCCUCCAAAAUGGCAGGAGCAACUCCAACAGCAGCACCAGCCAAACCCCAGCCAAGAUGUACCAUCGGGCCAGGAGUCAGGAGUUCGGUUUGGAUCAUCCGCACAGCUAUCAGCCGGCUCCACUCUAUGUGGUCACGGAUGACAGCUCGGAAACGGACACGGUGGCCAGUCCAACCGGUUGCUUUCCCUUUCUGAAGUCCGGUAACAACUCCUCGGCCUCGAAUCAGGCCAGUGGUGCCGUACAUCUGCACCGAUUUGGCGGCAGUCUGGGCAACAGUCCCGCCGUGGGAAGGAAGAAACAUUCGCUGGACAGCAGUGGCCAGCAUCCGUCUCCAAUCAGCAGCAAUAGCUUGGCACUGCCCCCCACCCAAUUAGCGCUGCCAUCGGAGGAUAACAAUACGUAUGACCAUGCCUUCUAUCGGGAUGUGAUCAAGAAGAUGUCCAUGGCCAGCAUCGAGAGGGUGAACUCCAAGUCCAGUGGUGACCUGACCAUGUACAACUCCAGCACACGGCUGACGACGCCCAGGGAUUGCGAUGAUGCGGAGGAGGCCUUCGAGGGUGGACGCUUUCAGCGGAAUUUCUCCGGAUCGCAAUUUCCGCGCCACUGCUUUUUCACCAGGCAGGAGGGCGAAGUGGACGUGGAGGUGGAGGAGGCGGAGGUGGACUCACUGGAGGCAGACGGCGAAGAUGACAGUCAAGUGCCCAUCAACCAGAUGCGCCAGAAUUCCACCACCUCGCGCAAGAGCUCAGUGACCUUCCAGAGCGUUAGUUUCGAGGAGCCCGCAUCCGUGCACACGCCACCGCCAACGACUGCCAGAUCGGAUCUAUACACGUCCAGUGCCUCCAUUAGCUUCGCCACCUACCGCUCCGCCUCGCCAUCGCUGUCUUCGUCCUCCACAACGGCAUCCGCCUCCGCAUCGAUCGCAUCGUCCGGUGGCGAAAUGAUCCAGGGUGAGGCCUGGACCGCCCGUCGCAUGGUCAAUGUCCAGCCACAUUCCGAUGUCAUUAAGAUGAAGGAGGACCUGCGGGCCGUGGAGCAGCGUCAGCACAGCAAGAACCAAAAGAAGCAUCGACCCAAGCACAUCACCAAAUCCAAGUCUGUCGAAGCGCCAGACGAGGGGCAGCAUCCGCAUCCCCAUCAUCAUCAGGAUAAUCCCCAGCACCACCACCAUCAUCAUCAUCACUCCAGGUUCCGCUCGCUGUUCAAUCUCUUUACGCGUUCGCGCAAAAAGUACAGCAAGCUGGCCGAGCACAACCUGAUGGGUGGAACCGAUUUCAGUGCCAUCGAUCCCUAUCAAACCGAUUUGGCCAUAGGCGGCACUAGUCGAUCCCUGAAGCGCAAGGGCAAGAAGCCGCAGACGCAGUCCUGCGAGCAAUUGGAGCGAUGUUGAUAGAUCAUCGAGGAUCGGAUUGUACAGAAACGGAGUUAGAGCUGUGCUGCUGUUGGAGAACCGCCUAAUUAGCUCAUUGUUUUAUAUUAAAACUCUAGACUAAGUCAGACGAAAGAGAUAGAGAAAAGAAAAGAAAAAAACCAGACGACAGAAGGAGACUUCCUCUGAGGAUUAGCCUUAGCUAAUGUGUCAAAAUAGUAGGGCUUAGAUUCCCAAAACCCCGUCUAACGAAAUCACUAAAACAACAAAACAAAACUCCCUUCUCCGAGAAAGGCAUUUCAAAAUAACCGAUUUGUUCCUAACGAAUGCAAUAUGCUAAAUCUACAUCUGCAAACCAGAUUUCUUAAUUAGUCCAGUGAUUUUUGUCAGGGAAAGUACCUAAAAAAUUGCGAAACGAUAGCGAGAAGGCGAAGAUUUGUGGAUUAUACGGAUAGACUAACGCUGUUCAUACGUAGACAUCCAAAAGAAAACACGUGCAUGGGCCAAUGGCAAAAUAUUCAACUAAACCAUUUACAUUAAUGUGUAACAAUUGGAUUAACAUUAAGUAAACCAUAUUGCUAUAUUUAUACCGAUGCGUAUAAGCGUCCUUACAUUACAUUACACACACAUCUUAGUUGAACUAAGUUUUAAUUGUUUAGGAAUUCCACUUUUUUUUUUGUGUCUCGCGAGGAGCCUUCUCUUCCCCCUUUUCUAUGUAAGAGAUAUUUUUUCAAAUUUUCAUCGCUUUCCGCAUUUCGUUUGGCUAAAGCUUAAGGACAAAUUUGCAAACGAUUUGCGGAACACAGGGGACUCUAUUUAAUUCUUAAUUUGAUAUUCAACUCCUUUGGUAUUUUGAGCACAGUUUUAUUUACAUUUAUUACGCAAUCGGGUUUCCAAUUAAUUUAUUUAUGAUUUCUUUUACAAAAGCACACGAGUAAUACGCGCAAAAAAACCUGUGAUCAAAAAACGAUGAUGGAAAAAAAAGAAAUGCUAAUUUUUUUGUAUUAUUUUUAUGAAAAUUUUCAAUUGUAUAUUUAUAUUCAUUUUACGAUUUGUUCAUUUUACGUUUACUGCUCGAUUCGAUUUGUACUUUGUAUGUUAAUGUAUUUUCCACUUUGGGGCCAAGCCAACCCAAAAAAAAAAAACAAAAAUAAAAAGAACCAAUACUUAGAAACAUAAA
Molecule: messenger RNA, 5088 nt
Organism: Drosophila subpulchrella
Lineage: Eukaryota; Metazoa; Arthropoda; Insecta; Diptera; Drosophilidae
Product: mitogen-activated protein kinase kinase kinase-like
Exons: 8
Coding region: 489-3929 (1146 amino acids)
Biological process (GO): protein phosphorylation
Molecular function (GO): JUN kinase kinase kinase activity; ATP binding; protein binding
Source: RefSeq, a predicted model, not a curated record